UUCUGUGCUUUUGUCUUUUCCCUUUUCUUCUUUCUUCUGUUAUUCUGAUUUUGAAUUAAUGGGUUUUGAGAAAGAGAAAAAGGAUAGGGUGGAUUGGUCUUACGACUGGGUGAGUGAAGAUGUUAAAUCACGGGUGUCUCUUUUCUGUGAUGAGGUGGCGGUGAGGGAGGUUGAUGCGAAUAUGAUAGUGAGGGCAGGUUCUGGGGUGAAGGUGGAAUUGUUGCCAUGUAGUGUGGAGGAUAGGAUUUUUCAUCGAGAGUUGGGGUUUGGUUUCUUUUACAUGCAUAGUUGCGUAGUUGAAGAGUUGCGAGUGAGGCUUCCGUUUACGGAUUUUGAGUGUCAGAUUCUGAAACAACUUAACUGUGCUCCCUCUCAGCUUCAUCCUAAUGGAUGGGCUUUCAUGAGAUCUUUUGAAGUCUUGAUGGAAUAUUUAGAGGAACCGCCAUCUGUUUCGUUAUUCUUUUGUUUGUUUCAAGCUAAAGGGGUGUGGAAAGGGGGGUGGGUUAAUUUUAAUAGUACUCCGGGCUUUGCUAUCUUCAAACUGUAUAAGUCUUCUUUCAAAGAUUUCAAAGAGAUGUAUUUUAAGGUUAGAAGUUCGGAGGAGCAAUUUCCGUUUUAUAUAGAUGAGAAUCUUGGCGAAAAGUUUCCUUUGUUUUGGUGCUCGGAGCCGCAAAAUAUACUCGGCCCAGAGGUGAUAUCUCCGAGGAAUGAGUGUUUAAUAGAAUAUUUGGUGAAAAAUGUUGAUCGAAAAGAUUUGAUAUCAAUGUAUGAGUUGCUGAAGUGGGAGGAUGAUAAAGUUGCUGUUGUAGAGUAUCUAGGUGGGAAGUAUCCAGGUGUUUCUGCGGCAUCGUUAAGGAGUCGGUUUAAGAGUAAGAAUCUGGAUAAGGAGGUAUCUUCGUCAAAUGCUGAGAAGGUUGUUGGGGGUGCCGAGGUUUCGCAGCCCCGUCAAGGUCGGAGGAAGGUGAUUGCGAAGAAAAGAAAAGGAUCUGAACUUGUGGAGCUAUCAGAUGAUUCAGAUGGAAAAGAGUUAGCUGUCCCUCUAGAAGAGAUACAUGCUUUUAUGGGAAAUCAGAAAAGGCUUCAUGAGAUGUCUGAAGAAAGUGAAGCUUUUUCAGUUUGGGGAAAGGAGUAUCCUUACAUGGCUGUUGUGGACGAGUAUUGUCAAUCGUCGGCUGAUGUAACUCUUGCUAAAGAAGUGGGGGAUAUGGCUAUUGGACAAUACAUGCAGGUUGUUGGGUUGCGGCUUGCAAGCCUUGGGCGAAGUCAGGAGUUGAAAUAUAAGGGGGUUGUUGCGGAAAAGGGGGAGAUACCUGUUUUGAAGGAAGAGCUGGUUAAAUAUAAAAAACUUGCUGCCGAACUUCAAGGUCGUUUAACCGAGACAGAGAAGUUAUUGAAAGAGACUAAGGAAAGUUAUUCCAAGGAUGUUGAGGACUUGAAGAAAAAGGAGAGUGACUUGGUAAGCUUGCAAAGUCGCCUGAUUGAGGUAACCGCUCAGUUCAAGGAUAUGGAGAAGAAGAAGGCGGAUGAGAUAUUGGAUUCAUUUGUUGAGGGUUUCGAAAGGGCAAGGUUGCAAGUGAAGUUUCUGGUUCCGGAUGCCGAUCUUUCUAGCAUGGAUCCUGGGAAAAUUGUUCGAGAUGGGCAGCUUGUUGAAGAUGAGGGGGAUGCAGAGGGCGAGGCUGAUAAUGUUUAGGUUUUUAGGAGAUUUCUGUUUUUGGGUUUUUUGCUUUGUAUAUGUUUUUAUUGCUGAUAACAGUA
Arachis stenosperma is the source of this 1755-nucleotide messenger RNA. RefSeq lists its product as uncharacterized. Lineage: Eukaryota; Viridiplantae; Streptophyta; Magnoliopsida; Fabales; Fabaceae. Bases 59 to 1690 code for a protein of 543 amino acids. The record is from RefSeq and is a predicted model, not a curated record. The transcript is spliced from 3 exons.